Molecule: messenger RNA, 10009 nt
Organism: Nymphalis io (European peacock)
Lineage: Eukaryota; Metazoa; Arthropoda; Insecta; Lepidoptera; Nymphalidae
Product: golgin subfamily A member 4-like
Exons: 10
Coding region: 192-8984 (2930 amino acids)
Source: RefSeq, a predicted model, not a curated record
UAAUGAAAUUUUGUACAAGAAAAAUGGCAAGCAAUAACAAGUGCCAAGUGGUGGCAAAUUAUUAAGUAUUUGGUUGGUUGAUUUGCUUUGUGUCGUCUCUUCUUAGUUUAAUCCAGUUGUGAUAUCGUUCUUUGUUACUCAGUCAUCGCAUUUGCAUUCAUCGUUUUAAUGUUUGCAAAAAAAAACAUACAAUGUCCGAAAGUACAAACAUCAAUAAAAAUCCUGGGCAGGAUAAAAAAAUUGACGUCUCUGACUCUGAUUUAGCAGCGCCAAGUGAAGUAUCCAGUAUUGCAGGAAGUGUAACCCACAACAAGCAUUCAAUCUCUUCAGAGAGGCAGAUUAAAUUUGAAAGAGCUCAGAAAUGCUUAGAAAAUGCUGCCCUUGUAUCAAAAAGGAUUAAAGAACACCGCAAAGCUACUGCUGAACUCUUGGGUCGGCCAUUUGAUGAAGAAGUUGGAGACACUGCGUCAGAAGUGGCAACCACCAUAAGCGAAAAAACUGGGUAUUCUGUUGCAACUGAUACAUCAAUGGCAAUGUCUGUUCAAGAUGCACUUAACAUUCCUGGAAUUAGUGAAAGUCUGGCAAAUACAUUAAAACAAAAGGAAAUAUUAAUGGAAAGAAUCAAGCAGUAUAAAGAAAUAAGUAAAAGACCAAUGAAAAAAGUAGUCCCUACUAGCAGAAGAGAAUCAAUAACUGAUACAUUGGAUGUAAAAAAGGAUUCUAACAUAACUGACAUCACAAAACUUUCAAAUUUAAUAAAAGAAAAAGAUAACAGUCUAAGUAUAAUGCAAGUAAAAGUCAAAGCAAUGGAAACAACAAUUUUAGAUUUGCAAGAGAAAAUCACAGAGAAAGAUCAAAUAAUAGAAGCAAAGAAUAAAGCAACAACAUUAAUGUCAGACAGUUUGAGCAAAAAAGAAAAAGAUACCAUUAAUUUACUAGAAGAUACAAAACAGCAGAUGAUAAAAAUGCAAAAUAAUUUCAUAGCAAUGGAGACUGAAUGGAAAGAAGAAAAACUAAAAUUAAUACAUGAAAUAGACGAAAAAAACGAUAAAAUAAAAAAUCUUGAGGAAGCUAACACAAUAUUGGAAAAUUCAAGAUUUGAUAUAAGUGUUGCCCAUUCUAAAUUAGCAGAAGAGUUAGACAUCAAAACAAAAGAGGUUAAUGAAUUACAAGAUAAAAUUAAGCAGCUUGAAGAUUCCCUUACACCCAAAGUGAAAGAAGAUGAAGAAGAACCAAAAGAAGAAAAAGGAGCCCGUGAAAUAAGUAAUAUGGAAGAAUUAACAAAAAAGAUUGAGUUGCUGGAACAGAUUAAUUGCGAAUUAAGACAGGCAAAUAAAGAGUUUGAAAGUCAACUUGCUUUGAUAAAUCAAGAAACAAAAAGUAACAUAUCACCAAGUAAAAAAGGUAGCCCUCUUCCUAUACGCAAAGGUGGCAGAAAUGCCGCUUCGAAAAUGAAGUCACCAUGGAGUCAUUUGUCAUCUGAACCUACACAACAAGAACAAGACAAAAAAGGUAAAUUGGACAAACCAAAAUCGGAGAUGAUACUUCAAUCUCUCAAUAAAGACAUUUUACAGAAAGAAUAUUUAAUAUCUGAAAAAGAUGCAUUAAUUUCUGAGCUUCAAUCUGAAAAUAAUAAAAAAGAAGCAAAGAUAAGUGAGUUGCAAGUAUUAAUCGACACACAAAAAGAAAAAGAAAUGAUUGAUGUUGGCAUUUUAGUUGAUUUACAACAACCAAUAAAACAAGACGGAGAUGGUGAUACAGAUAAGACUUCCAUAAACGUAAAUGAUUUAGAGGAAAAAUUAACAGUAGCCCAAAAUCAAAUUGCCUCACUGAAUGAUGAAAUUGAUGUGGCAAAUAAAAAUAUGGUAAAAGUAAAGUCUAAUUUCAAACUAAAACUUAAACAAAUGCAAAAAACUAUUGAAAACUUUAGUAAAGUAUCUGACGCUCAUUGUGAAAUAGUGAAGUUAAAUGAGGAAAUACACCAACUUACUCAAAAGGUAGCAGAACUAGAAGAAGAAAAAGGUAAUCUUCAACUACACUUGGUAGAUUAUGAUAGUGGAAGAUUGACUGAAUCAGAUGUUUACAAAAAAUUAGUGGAAACAGAAAACCUAGCCGAGGCAAGACUUAAAUCUAUAAGUUUACUUGAAACUCAGAAAUUUGAUUUGGUUCAAGAGCUUCAUAGCUUACAACAAAAGAAUUUAGAAAUGGAAGAUAAGUUGGCAGAUAUGUCCUAUUUUCAAAAUGAACAAGUAUGUUCAGAAAUGAAGUCUGUUCAAUUAGAAGAACAAAUUGAUCAGUUGCAAGCAUCUAAAAAAGAACUAGAUCUUAUUAUAGAUAACUUAAAAUUGGAUAAAGAGCAAUUGAAUGAAAGCCUACGAAUUCUGCAAGAAGAAAAAGAAGAGUUAAUUCAAAAAUUGGAAAAUUAUGUUCAAGAAAAUAUAGAGCUAAGUGACAAAUUAGAGAAACUAAGUGCCGAAAAGGUGAGUUCAGCUGAGUCAAUAGAAAUUGUGGAGUCAUUAACAACACAAGAAAAAAUGGAACUUGAGGAAUAUAACAAAUCUCUUCAAACAGAAAAGAAAAGUGAAAAUGAUCAUUUAGAAAACUACAUUUCCCAAAGUCAUGAGCAAAAAGAAAAACUAAUGCAAGAAAGUAUUGAACUUAAAAAGAAAAUAGAAUUAUUUUCAAGUGAAAGACAAGAAGUGAUGGAAAAAAUGAAUAAUUUAUCAUUAGAAAAUGAAUCUUUAAACAACGAAAUUAAAGAGUUGAAAGAUCAAUGUGACAGCUUAAGAAAUAGUGUUAAUAAACUAGAAGACGAAAAGAAUGAACUUACUUCUCUUAAUCGCGAACUUAAUCAUCAGAUAGAUGAACUUAAACACGAGAAGAGUGAAAUAUUAAGAGAAACUGCUGAAGUAGUCAAACCAUUAAGUGUUGAGGAUGUUAUUGACGGGUCAGUAACUGAAACAGUAAAUCAAGAUGAUAAAAUAAUUGGAGAUAAAGGAACUAGUAGAAUGAAGUCUGUAAAACAGUUAACAAAAGAAAUUCUAAAACUAAAAAAUACAAUAAAAGAAAGAGAAGAUGAAAUUGCUGAUUGCCAAAUGAAAAUACUAUCAUUGGAAGAACAGCAAGAAAAACACAAAGAAAUAUUAGAAAAUAUUACAUCAAAGGAGAAAACUAUCAAGAAGCUAAUUGAUGAGAAUAACCAAUUAAAGAAAGAAAUACAAAAUCUUAGUAAUGAAAACAAAGCGGAACAUAAUUUACACCUUACACAAACGCAUGAACUACUCCAAAGUGAGAUACAAAAAGUACAUCAAGAAUACAAUGCUGCUUUAAAUGCUCGUGAUUCAAGAAUACACGAAUUGGAAAACCUUUUGUUGGAAUAUGAAAAACAAGUUAUUAACUAUAGUAAUAACUUGCAACAGAAAGAUAAGGAACUCUCGGAAUACAUCAAUCAAAUAACUAAAUUAAAUGACCUAUCACAAAAACUUAAAUCUACCGUUGAUUUACUUGAAGAUGAAAAGGCAAAAGAUCAGAACUCGGAACAUAUAAAAUCAUUAAAUAAACAAAUUGCGCUUUAUCAAAAGACUCUGUCUGAUUUUGAAGAAAAAUUACGAACACUUGAAGAAGAAAAAGUACAAUUUCUCACAUUAAAAUCGAAACUGGAAAAUAAAAGUAGCAAUCUCGAAUUAGAAAUACAAAAAUUGCAAGAAUUAUUAAAAGAAAAACAAGGCCUUAUUAAAGAUUUACAGAUUCAGCAACAAAAACAAGUAGAUGAAUUAUCAACUGUUUUAUUACAAGCUAAAGAACGUGAUGAAGAAAUACAUGAAAUAAAGUUACAGUUAAGAAAAGAAUCGAUAGAAAAUGAAAAAUUACAUAAUAUUGUUGUGCAAAAAAGUAAUGAAAUCAAUGAACUCACUAAGUUAUAUGAUAGUGCUAAAGAUAAAUUGAAUUCUGUUUCGCAUGACAAAAAUGAACAAUUAUCUGCCAUUGAAAUUAAAAAUAAAGAAUUGAUGGAGAAAUUGAAAAAAUUUGCUGUUAAUAUAAAGAAAAAAUCCGCUAUGUAUUCUGAAUUGGAAAAUCAAUACCAUGAAACCCAAAAACAGCUUCAAAAUAAAACUGAACACUAUGAACAGCUUUUGAUACAAGUAGAAACCAUACCUGCAUUACAGGAAAAAUUAAAACAUGCAGAAGAAGAGUUCAACCGUUUCCAAUCUCAAAAAAUUUUACUCGAGCAGAAGUCACAAGAAAUUUUACAUUUACAAUCCCAGAUCGAAGAUUUACAUAAAAACAAUUAUAACGAUAUUGAAACGAUUACAAAAUUAAAUGCAUCAUUAGAUUUAUUAAACAAAGAUUUAUAUUUUGCUCGUGAAGAAAAUAAUAAUCUUAAGAUACAAGUUGAUAGUUUAAAUAAUAAAAUAGUAGAAUAUGAAAUUGACACAAAAAAUAAUGCCAAUCUUUUAACUAAAAUAUCAUGUUUGGAAGCUGAUAUAAAUCAAAAACUAGAGCAAAUUGCUGCUUUAUCUAGUCAAGUUGAAAGUUUAAAUGAAAAAUUGAUGCAAGUGCAAUUUGGUCAUGAUGCAAAGGUCCAGGAACGUGAUAUGUAUAUCGAAAGCUUACAGACAGAAAUUGACAAAUACAAAAACAGAAUAUACCGCCUCGAAGAAAGCAUUUCCGCUAUGGAGAAUGGGCGCCAAUCUUUAGAACGGAAAGCUGAUAACCUGGAUAUUCAACUUCAUGAAAAGCAGAAAGCUUAUAGUGAGUACAGAAACCAAGAAGAUGAAUUAGUAAACAGACUUGCAUUACUUAUGGAUAACGAUAGAGUUGUUGAAAAACAAUUAAAAGAAAUAGAAAGUGAAAAUAAAGAGAUGCACUUUAAAAUGCAAAAUCUUAAUGAUGACUACCAAAACUUACAAAAAUUGCAUACUGAUUUGCAAAAUAAGUAUAAUAUAUUAGAAAUGAAGGCUGAGAACGUCGAUACUAUAGAAACUGAAAUAUCAUCAUAUCAAUCGCAUAUUCGCGAGCUAGAAUCAAAUAUUAAAAGAAUUACAAACGAACAUAACACAUUGCUGGGGAAAAAGAAAAAGGACAUAGAGGAGUUAGAAUCAGAAUUUAAUACACAAAUUGAAAAUGCUAUUAAAGAAAAGAAACUGUUAAGUGAAAAGUAUGAGAAAAUCAAUGAUCAUGUCAGUAAGUUAGAAUCGAAACUAAAAGAAUAUAAAUCUACUAUUGAGCGUCAAAACUUAAAUCUUGGUGAGUUGGCUUAUGAAAAUCAGAUGUUAGUCGAGAAAUCGGCUCACAAAGAGAAGGAAAUUUCACCGGAUUAUACUGAACAGUAUAUAAGUGAAAUUAAUAAGAUGAAUUCAUUGCUCAAUUGUAAAAAUCAAGAAAUUAUAGAACUCAGUAAUAAAAUACAGCAUUUACAAGCUCAAAACUUGUCCCAAAUAUCUGAGUUAGAAAAUAAGAAUAUAGAGUUGGCCGAAAAAAUUGAAGAAUCGUCUUCACAAAUAAAUAAUUUAAUAAAAGAAAUCAACCUUUUGAAAGAAAAUAAUGAUCAAUUAAAUAAUUUACUUACACAGAAAGAUGAACAAAUAAAACAGAUUAUGGAGAACAAAAAACUAUGUUUCGAAAUGAAUAUACCAAAAACAGAAGGGAUGACUAUUUCAUCCACAAUAGAAGCAAUGGACAAUGAAUCAAACCCUGUUGAUAUUUCAUCUCUUCAAUCACAGAUAGUAUCUGAUGCUGAACUGCUACAACCUGACGUGCAAUCUAUAAAAGUGAAAAAAGUAUCUGAAAACAUCCAGACAAAUCCAAGACAGGUACGUUCCACCUCGGAAGGUGUAACAGAGGAAGUCAUUGUACCUAAAAAGUCUUACCUAUGUUAUAAAGAAGAUGAUGUUAAAGAUGUAAACGAUCCUUUCAAUUCUGAGGAAGGUUGGGGCCUUGAAAGUACUGAAGAAUCAGAUGUUAUAAUACCAGGUUCUUCACAGUUGUAUCAACAAAUUCAACAACUUAAUGAAACAAAUAAUAAGCUGAAAAUAGAAGUAGAUACCACUAAUUCUAAGCUACUGAAAGCUUUGAAGAAAUUAAAAGAGUUAAAAUCUACAAAUGAUAUGCUAUCAAAAGAGUUACAGUUAACAAAGAAAAUUUCUCAAUCAUCGAUGCUUGAUAUGGCUAUAGAAAAUGAACUAUCAAAUAAUGUUGAAGAAUUAGAGAAAAAAGUUCAGGAGCUUAAUACGGACCUAAAUAAAGAAAAACUUGAAAAAGAAGCCUUAAAGAAACAAAAUGAUGUGUUCAAGAAUGCUAAUGACAGAUUAUUGGAAAUGAAAGAAAAAACGGAUAAUGAGUUAGAAAUGUGGAAGUUUCAGUUCAAGCAAGUAAAUGAUAAAUUUUCUUCUUUGCAAUGGGAAGGUGAUUCCACUACCAGUCCAAAUUCGCAGCCCGUAUCAAACCAGCGAAUCUUUAAAGAAACAAAAGUAAACGAAGAGUUAAUAAAAUUAGAAAAAGAAAAUGAUGAAUUACAAUUGAUAAUUGAUAAUAUAAAUGCCCAAAAUAAGGAAUUAUCCUUGCACCAAGAACAACUGAAGGGAGAAAUAAAUCUACUUACUCAGCAAUUACAUCAACAGUCAAAAUUAACCUGCGAUAAAUGCGACAAUGUGAAUGAACAAAACAAAGAAUUAAUAAAACAACAAGAACUGUUGCAAAGUGAACUAAACUGUCACAAACAACAAUUAGAAGAAAGAAAAUUAUGUACAGAUUGUGAAAAAUUCAAACUUGAGAUUGAGGACCUUCACGAUAGAUGUAAAAAACUGGAAGAAAAUAAUGCGAUGCUUAAUGAAAAUUUGCGAAAAAUAGAAACUGAAAACAGUGAAUUAUUGUCUCAAAACAAACAUUUAAAAGAAAUUCUUGAAGAACAUCAGUUUACAUUUAAAAUGCGUGAGGAAGAACUUUUAGAGAAAAAUGGUUCAUUAACAGAAGAAGUUCAAUCUCUAAAACUUUUAGAAAACGAAGCCACUUCUAAGGUAACUUCAUUAAAUGCUGAACUUGAUGAUCUAAAGCUUCGAAUGGCGCAAUCUCCUGAAAUACACCAUGUACAUAACACGCAGGAAUUUAAUGCUAUGGCACUAGCAGAAAAGUAUAGCACUUUGGAAGAACAUUGUUUAAAUUUAAAGCACAAUCUAGAUGAAGAAACUAAAAAGAAUAAUGAUCUUAAACUGGAAAACCAAAAUUUAACGGAAAAAGUAAAUGAUUGCGAAAAACAAUUAAGCGAUCUUAAUGCAAAAUUACAAAAUCUUAACUCAGAAAAUGACCAACUUUUAUCAACUGUUACCGAGUUACGAACGUCAGUAUCAAGUGCUAUGGACCAAAGAGGAUUCGAAAUAGCUGAACUAUGGAAGCAACACUUAGGUCAAAGGGAAUCUGAAUUCCAACAAAUAGAGUGUGAUCUUAGAACACAGUUAACUGCAGCUGAGGCUAAGUAUGAACAACUCCUUGAAAACGUUCAGUCAUCCAGUCAAGAAGAAACAAAUAAAAUUGUUUUGUCAGAACAAAUAAGUUCUUUGCAAAAUAAGUUACAGGAAAAAGAGGAACAACUCAAAAGCCUUCAACUUAAAUAUGCGGAAGUAAUAAAUGAACUCGAUAUGCUUCGCUCAGAAAUGGAAGAUGAAAAGCUUAUACAUGAAAAUAAAAUACUAGUCCAACAAGAAGAAUACGAAAAAAUGCUUCAAGAAUUAAAUAAUAAAAAUCAAGUACGUUCUGAUGAUUAUGAAAAUGCACUGAAAAAUCUCCGAACUGAGUUAGACGCAACCGCUUCUGUUAAUGCUAGCUUAAAUAAACAAAUUGAGGAAAUACGAAAUAUUUAUGAAAAUAAAGUAAUAGACUUGUCUAAACAACUUCAAGUUAAAGAAAGUGAGAUAUUUCAAAAAACACGAGACUUUACAAUAACUUUAACACAAAGAAAUGAAGAAUUUGAAAAUGUAAGAAAGCAGUUGAUUGAAUACGAAAAGAAAGUGGAGGACUUGACUUAUGAAAAAGAAUCCGAAUUAGCAAUUUUAAGAUUGAAAAUGCAUGAAAGUACUGACAAAUUUGACAAGAGGCAAAAAGAAAUUGAAGAUGAAAAGGAUAGUAUCUCUGAAUCAUUAAAAGAAAAAAUUAUCGAGUGUACAAAUCUUAACAAACAAAUAAGCGAUUUAAAUAAAGUUUUGGAAGAAUAUGCAAACAGAGCUGCUGAAACGCAAACAGUUUUAGAAAAUCAAGAGUUGGAAAUUGUUACGCUUAAGGAUGAAAUAACUAGUUUGGAAAAUACAUUGAGGGCAACGAGUAGUAAAAUAGAGAAACAUGUAACAUUUGCAUCUAAUACAAAGCAGGGCGAAGAAAGUGGAAUAUCAGCAGGUGGUCUUGAUAGGGAUUUAUUGGAUGCUGUUCCGAGAGCCGAGUUAGAUUUGGCGUUAUAUAUGUUGCAUCAAAGAGAUGUACGGUGCGAAGAACUUACAAUGGAGUUGACUCAGUUACUAGAAGAAAGAGACACGCUACAGUUACGUCUCUCUGAUAGUUUACGGUCUUAUGAAGAAUUGAAGUCACGCUGUAAUUCGGCGGGAUUAGAUAUUUCAAUAAGCUCGAGUCACGAAGGUAUUUCAGAUUUGCCGACGUUUAAUGUUGAAAAAGAACGUCAGUUUGUUGAUACGCAUAAAGGGCAAACAUCACGCAGCAGCAGUAUAAGUGAUCCUGAUGUAGAUAAACCAAAGUUGCAAGCCAAGUUGUCUGAAUUGCGCAGUGUUAAACAUAGUCGCGAUGUUCGCUUCCGACACGAGAGUGAACAGCGGCAGCUAGGCAUGCGCCUAUUGCAGCGAGAUGUCGCCAACUUACCACCGGAAGCGGUUGAACAGCUGACUCAAGCACAUCAUACACUUUCACGGGACACCCAAAGCACUCCAACGGUUCUACUCAACUGGUUGCGAGGGAAGAGCACGCCUAAAGUAGUACAUAUGUGAACACAAAUAGAAUAAAACAUAGUACUUUAGGAGGUUAAGCUCUAAACGAAAGUGCACCUAUUGCCCUUCACGUUGUCACCACGGCACUGUACAAUUGAAUAAUGUUUAAAAAUAAAACAUAAAGUUACAAAUUGUGCAUUUAUAAAGCUUGUUAUCGAGAAACGAAUAACGCCAGUACCAGUAGUUGACUUUUUAGUAUUAUUGCCUGUUUUAAAAAUCUAUUCCAUGCCAUAUGGAAUCAAUGGAUCUUUCAAAUGCAUUUCUUAAUCAAUUCUACACCUUUUUUCUUAAAUUCUACUUAUAACAUCAGCAACUCUUUGAUGAAACUUUCGUCUGGAAAGAACUAAACUUAACUUGUUACUUCUAUGCAGGUAUACAAGCAUAAAAACUUUUACUAUAUUAAACGAUUUUUUAUUGAGUAAAGCAAUUUUUAGAUAUUUUUAAAAACAGAAUGUCACUACAAAGUUACUGGCCACGAAGAUUCGAGUCGGUUUUUUAUAUAAAAGGUGCUAAAAUUUUUCAUUCCAAUAUACAUAUAAUUAUGUACAAAGAUAAAUUGAUGAAAUUCCGUUUCGAAUAAUAACUACCAUAUUUCGUCAAAGACUGCUGUCCAGAGAAAAUUAUUUAAGUUAAUUUGGUUUUUAAUUCAAUUAAUUGUUCUUUAAUAAAAAUAUAUAGUUAUACAACACCACAAUACAGCCCUGUUGUGUUAUUUCAUAUGAAACUAAAAUUUUAUAAGACAAUAAAAUAUUGUGAGCGAACGAACGAAAAACUUAUUGUUGAUGUUUAAAACGAUGUCUUUCCGAGUUAUCCCCGAUAGAUCUUCCAUCUUUAGUUCUACUUAUUAUAUUCCUUACAUUAUACAUCAGAAUUACAUUAUAAAUCAGACAUAAAGUGAAUUCAUUAAAUUUUCUCUUCUAAAUUAAAUAUUAUUUAGUAAUUCUUUCCAUUCAUCAUAAAAUGGUAAUCAUGGAAUUUCCCUAAAAUUUUACUUAUUAAAACAGCCAUAAAUUAUUUUUUAACUA